Molecule: messenger RNA, 1622 nt
Organism: Pecten maximus
Lineage: Eukaryota; Metazoa; Mollusca; Bivalvia; Pectinida; Pectinidae
Product: discoidin, CUB and LCCL domain-containing protein 2-like
Exons: 8
Coding region: 72-1142 (356 amino acids)
Cellular component (GO): extracellular region
Molecular function (GO): chitin binding
Source: RefSeq, a predicted model, not a curated record
GUUUGUAUAGGGGUAUACUUAUAUAGGUCAAAAUUAAUCCAGCACUACAAUCUCCUCAGUUUUGACAAGUGAUGUUCAUGAUGAAGGUAAUACAAAGUAGCGUCGUAUUCCUAGCUGCCUUUGCUUUAGCUGCCUCUACUGAUCCUUGCGCUCAUAAUCUUGUCACUGGUCCAUAUGGUGUUCCGGAUGACCACAUCACCGCUUCAAGCAGUCUGAACGGAAAUAUCUACGCCGGUCCAGAAAGAGGUCGUCUGAACACAAACGCAAGUCAGUUAGCUAAUGGAACUUACCUUCAGGGAUCAUGGGCACCAACACAAAAUUCAAAGAAGGAAUAUAUCCAGGUGGAAUUGAAAGAUGCGAGUCUGAUCCGAGGGGUCAUGACCCAAGGACGGAAUAUCCUCCCUACCGAGAACAGUAUAGAAUAUGUCAAUCUUUAUCAUGUGGCUACCAGCAUGGACGGUGUCAAUUUCACAAGGGUCACAGACAAUAACGGAAAAGACAAGAUCUUUCGUGGUAACAUGGAUUCCGACACUAUUGAGUCGAGCACCUUCCCUUGCCCUGUAUUCGCAAAGUAUGUCCGUAUAAUUCCGGAAGCCUGGUCCCAGAACAUCUCCAUGCGGUUCGAUCUGUUAGGAUGUCAGAUUGAUCAAAGUCAAAAAGCGCCAGUGACAACUGUCCCGCCACCCACGUCGGCUCUGCCACAAACAACAGCUCAAACUCAACAACAAACAACAACUCAAAGUCAACAACAAACAACAGCUCAAAGUCAGCAACAAACAACAGCUCAAAGCCAACAAACAACAACUCAAAGUCAACAGACCACGGCCAAGGCAGCCAUGACAACAGCCGCUCUCGUGAAAACAACAGCAAACGCCGCUCAAGUCACCACAAAUGCAGGCACAACAUCUGCAGCCCCCGCAGUGGCCACUCUGGCAGUAAAUGUUCCGGCUGUCCCGUGCGUCAAGGACUGCAAGGGGAAACCAAACGGAGACUACCAAGGAUGUAGCACGACCAAGAAAUCCUGUGAAAUGCCUACCUUUGUCACGUGUUCAAACGGUAUACUCUACACCAUGCCUUGUCCAGGAGGUCUCGUCUGGAACGACGCCAAGUCGUAUUGUGAUUGGCCAAACCCAAGUUGCUAAAAGCGCCGUAAAACUGGAGUUAUCGCCCUUUAUUUAUGACAAUGCUGCAGAGGUACUUCGUUACUGAAGACGAUUCAUCGGCGUAAAUAGUAUCAACAUUGUAAACAUCAGGGACUUUUAACUGUCAAAGAUAUGAUACAGCAGUAUUAAUUAUAAUUUAGCUUAUAUAAUUUAUUUAUAUUUAAUUAUCAUUUUCUUCCUUAUCCCGAUCAUUAAUGAGAUUUGUAAAAUAUUGUUAAUGCAGUAUGAGACACUCUGAUGGUUUCUUUGAUUAAAUUUUAUACUUUUGAAGACAAAAUAAACAGUGUAAAGAUCUAAACAAUGUCGUUGAUGCUGCCCUAUCUUUCUGUACCAUGCUCUAUGAUGAAGCUUAAUGACGAUAAUGUUGAAUAGACUUGCUCAAGUUUCUGUGUGAAGUGAUUAAGUCCAGAUAUCACAUGUCAUUCUUCAUUUGGAUUAGAUAUGAUUAUAACGAUUGAA